Pecten maximus is the source of this 2732-nucleotide messenger RNA. Its product is annotated as leucine-rich repeat extensin-like protein 5. The record is from RefSeq and is a predicted model, not a curated record. The coding region runs from base 90 to 1205 and encodes 371 amino acids. NCBI's taxonomy places the organism in Eukaryota, Metazoa, Mollusca, Bivalvia, Pectinida, Pectinidae. The transcript is spliced from 2 exons.
ACCAGUUUAGUCAGAUCUAAGUCAUACCUACACGUUACACACGUGGACUAUCUCAUCAGAACCCGGACAAAUUCCCCAUCAUACUAACCAUGAAAUCACUUUGGAGGACUAUUAGUAUUUUGGUUGUAAUCCAUAACGUUCUGGCUUCUUCGGCUCCAGCUACCCCAAUGGUUCAUAAUUCUACGCCUUCAUUAAAACCAUCGACAAGAAAACCAGCCACAACACCAACAACACACGCACCAACAACACCAUCCACAACACCAACCACAACACCAACAACACACGCACCAACAACACACGCACCAACAACAACAACACCAACAACACACGCACCAACAACACAAACAACACACGCACCAACAACACCAACAACACCAACCACAUCACCAACAACAACACCAACAACAACACCAACAACAACACCAACAACAACCACAACACCAACAACACCAGCGGCAACACAAGCACCGCUAACAUCACUAUCACAAACCAUAACAACAAGAUCACCGUCGUCAACACCGCCACCAACCGGAGCCCCUACAGCCUCACAAACAAAUCAACCGACGACGGUGAAAGCAUCAUCACUGACAGGGAGUCCUCCAAAUUCACCAAUGACAGGGAGUCCUCCAAAUUCACCAAUGACAGGGAGUCCUCCAAAUUCACCAAUGACAGGGAGUCCUCCAAAUUCAUCAAAGACAGGGAGUCCUCCAAAUUCACCAAUGACAGGGAGUCCUCCAAAUUCAACAAUGACAGGGAGUCCUCCAAAUUCACCAAUGACAGGGAGUCCUCCAAAUUCAACAAUGACAGGGAGUCCUCCAAAUUCACCAAUGACAGGGAGUCCUCCAAAUUCACCAGUGACAGGGAGUCCUCCAAAUUCGCCAAUGACAGGGAGUCAUUCUCCGAUUACUCGGUCUUCCGCUAUAUCUGCGACUACCGGAAGUAAUCCUUCGCCGACUGCGGUCUCUAACGACACCCACUCUACUGCUGGUGUAACUGGCACGGCAAAAACUUUGGCAAAAAAUGACGAAACAAACAGCGAUGACCUUCCCUAUGACCGAGACUUGGUCAUCAUCUUCAGUUCAUUGGCCGGACUAGUACUGGUGGCAAUCAUUGUGUUCGCACUUUUUAGACACAACAGAGCUCAGAAACAAAAUCGGUACAAGACGGGAGGGGGCGACGUAUCUAUUGGAAUGUCCACAUUUUGAUCCAGUCACAAAAAUCGGUAGCAGACGGGAGGGGGCAACGUAUCUAUUGGAAUGUUCACAUUUUGAUCCAGUCACAAAAAAUCGGUAGCAGACGGGAGGGGGCAACGUAUCUAUUGGAAUGUUCACAUUUUGAUCCAGUCACAAAAAAUCGGUAGCAGACGAGAGAGGCGACUUAUUUAUCGGAACAGGUCAUAUCGCAAUAGGAAGAACAUAACUUGAACAAAUCAUAACUAAAUGAUGAGAGGAUGCUUUACAAAUCGGUUUUAUCCAACACUUUAUUGACAGUUUCUGGAUAUAAGAUAACUGUUUCGUGAAAACGUGAUAAACCUGAAGUCCUUGAAGUAAUGGAUUGGUGAUAAUGUUUGUAUGCUCAUCAUGUUAGCUCGUCCACCAAGUACAGUGGACAACUAUUUAUGUGUUGGCUGAUUAGUGGAUCAAUCGAUAACCGGACAGUGGCCAUGGACAUUACCGGAUUAACGAAUUCCGACUGGAUUCAAUAAACCGAUAGACGUUAAUGAUGUUAAUUUAUGAUAACUAUCUUAUACACGUUAUAUAUGUGCUUCAUUUCUGUUUUCGAUUACAACAUGUUAUACACGUGCAUUACGUAAUGUUGUUUAUUUUGUUUCAUGAUAAAAAUGAUAAUUGUUAUUAAGACAGACAUUAUUGUAUAUAUGGUAUGUUUGAAGUACGGUUGGGACUACAACAAGUAGACCGUGCUGAGAAACAAGGCCCGGUUCAUAUUGAUAACUUAUUGCUAACUUUAUAAUGUUGUUUUUUAAGUUUUCGUAAUAUCGCAACACGUUAUCAUGUUACCUUAACGGGGUAAUGUUUUCUGUAAAUGUAUUUAGUCCCUUUACCAGUAUUGUAACAUUUUAAAGAUCGUGUUAUUUUAUUGAUAAGAUCUUUUCCCACAUGACCAUCAAUAAAAACAACAUGAAGUGUGUUACUAUUAACACUGUAUAUAUUGUCAUUAGUUGCCACGUUACAUAGAGGCAAACAUCCUUUAUCAAAAUGACGAAUUAUAAAGUCGUGUAUUACAUUGAAUUUAGUCCGUAGUUUAGAUUAUCGAGUUAACAAUCAGCUAUAUGUACUUCCUAGUAAAGAUCUAAAUACCAACGGAGAUCAGCAGGUGAGCUCGGGGGAGAAAUGCUUAAGAUAUAAUGUAUUAUGGAAACGCCAUGAUCUCAUCUGACGAUAGACCAAACCUUUACCUAAUCUUAAAUCAGAUUUCAGUGGGGUUAGUUUCGUCAAUAUUUCCGAAAUAAGAAAGGUUCCAUAACUUAAAUUUUCUCCUUCAAUUCUAUAAUAUUUCCCUAUGGAAAAUGUUGUGUUAAGGAAUUUUCUUAGGAACGUUGCUGAACAUGGCACCCUGUGGUGCGAGCUGAUUCAAUGGAAUCGAAAAUGGUAAAAUUAAAAAACAUCAAAAAUGUCAAACCCCAUAUUUCCUAAUUAGAUUAUGAUGAUGAUCAUGAAACUUUCACAUAAUCCUCAGUAAUCCGCAUUUAUUGAACCCCCUUGUUUCUAGUU